This is a messenger RNA of Ascoidea rubescens DSM 1968, 1879 nucleotides long. Its product is annotated as CTP synthase. The coding region runs from base 88 to 1830 and encodes 580 amino acids. The record is from RefSeq and is a predicted model, not a curated record. Gene Ontology annotation, cellular component: cytoplasm; cytoophidium. Lineage: Eukaryota; Fungi; Ascomycota; Saccharomycetes; Ascoideales; Ascoideaceae. The transcript has a single exon. Gene Ontology annotation, biological process: pyrimidine nucleobase biosynthetic process; CTP biosynthetic process. Gene Ontology annotation, molecular function: CTP synthase activity; identical protein binding.
UGAUUGAAUCAUCUUAGAGUUUCAUUCCAUACCUGCCCAUAUUUGUCUGUUUUCUAAUAGUGAAAUCAUAGCCUAAGUUAGCUCAAGAUGAAGUUUGUUGUUAUUUCAGGUGGCGUCAUUAGUGGCAUUGGAAAAGGUGUUAUUGCAUCCUCUACUGGGUUGUUAUUGAAAACUUUGGGGCUAAAUGUCACAGCUAUUAAAAUCGAUCCAUAUAUGAAUAUCGAUGCUGGGACCAUGUCUCCUUUGGAACAUGGCGAGGUUUUUGUCAUGAACGAUGGUGGUGAAUCUGAUUUGGAUCUAGGUAACUACGAAAGGUACUUGAAUGUCAACCUAACUAAGGACCAUAAUAUCACUACCGGCAAAGUUUAUUCUUCAGUUAUCUCAAAAGAAAGAAAAGGUGACUAUUUAGGUAAAACUGUUCAAGUGGUCCCUCAUUUAACUAAUGAAAUUCAGGAGAGGUUGUUAAGUGUUUCGCAAAUACCAGUUGAUAGUUCAGGCCAAACUCCUGAUAUUUGUAUUGUUGAAUUGGGUGGUACUAUUGGGGACAUUGAAUCUGCUCCAUUUGUUGAAGCAUUGAGACAGUUUCAAUUUAGAGUUGGCCAUGAAAAUUUUGUCUUGAUACAUGUCUCUCUAAUCCCUGUGAUUAACGAUGAGCAAAAAACGAAACCAACUCAAGCUGCUAUAAGAGAUUUAAGAUCUUUGGGUUUAACUCCCGAUAUGAUUGCUUGCAGAUGUUCCAAACCUUUGCAAAAGCCAACCAUUGAAAAAAUUUCAAUGUUUUGUCAUGUUGGUCCAAACCAAGUCUUAGCUGUUCACGAUGUCAACUCCACCUAUCAUGUCCCACUUUUAUUAAAAGAACAAAAACUAUUGGAUUUUUUAAACAAAAGAUUGAACCUCAAUGCUGAUAUUAAAAUUUCAACAGAAUCCUUGAAAAAAGGCCAAUCUUUAUUGAAAAAUUGGGAACUUUUGUGUCGCAACGUUGAUAACUCCUUUGAAGUCGUUAAAAUUGCAAUUGUUGGUAAAUAUACCCACUUGAAAGAUUCAUACUUAUCGGUCAUCAAGUCUUUAGAACAUGCUUCAAUCAAGUUGAAAAAAAAAUUGGUCAUUAUUUGGGUUGAAGCUACUGAUUUAGAACAUCAAAUUUCUAUUGAUAAUAAAGCCAGCUACCAUAAAGCAUGGCAUUCUGUUUGUACUGCUGAUGGCAUAUUAGUUCCAGGAGGAUUUGGUAACAGAGGUAUUGAAGGUAUGAUUCAAGCUGCCAAAUGGGCAAGAGAAAAUGACAUUCCUUAUUUAGGUAUUUGUCUUGGUUUGCAAAUUGCUACAAUUGAAUUUGCAAGAAAUGUUCUCGGUAUUCAAGAUGCCAACUCCGAAGAGUUUUUUCCAAAUAUUACUGAUGAUAAAAAAAUAAUCCUUUAUAUGCCUGAGAUUAAUAAAGAAAAAUUGGGUGGUACAAUGAGAUUAGGUCUCAGAAUCACCAAAUUCCAAAAGGAUACUGAUUGGUCAGUAAUCAAGAAACUAUAUGGUUCAAAUGAACAAAUCUCAGAAAGACAUCGUCAUAGAUAUGAAGUUAACCCUAAAUUUGUUGAACAAAUUGAAUCCAAGGGUUUAGUUUAUGUUGGUAAAGAUGAGAAAAACGAAAGAAUGGAAAUCUUUGAAUUGAAGGAUCAUCCUUACUAUAUUGGUACUCAGUAUCAUCCAGAAUAUGUUUCAAAAGUUUUAGAACCUUCAAAGCCAUUUAUUGGCUUAGUUGCUGCAAGCUCAGGUGUUUUAAAUGAGGUUUUAAGCAAUAAACAAUUAUUAAAAUAUAAUGGAGGUGAAGCUGAUUUCUAAGGAAAAAGCGAUAAAUUUGAAUAAUAAUAAUAAUAAUAAUAAUAAUAAU